Molecule: messenger RNA, 975 nt
Organism: Cynocephalus volans (Philippine flying lemur)
Lineage: Eukaryota; Metazoa; Chordata; Mammalia; Dermoptera; Cynocephalidae
Gene: SPACA6
Product: sperm acrosome associated 6
Exons: 9
Coding region: 1-975 (324 amino acids)
Biological process (GO): fusion of sperm to egg plasma membrane involved in single fertilization
Source: RefSeq, a predicted model, not a curated record
AUGGCCUUGCGGUCUCCUGCCAGUGCUGCCCCAUAUGCCCUGCUGGCCUUCAUAGUUUUCAGGUUGCCCUCCUGGGCCUGUCUCCUCUGUUUCACCACCUACCCUGAGCGCCUCCGUGUAUGCCAGAUGUUUGCUGGGAUGGAGGGUCCUGAGCUCGAGAAGUGCAAGGAGGCCUUCACAGUUGCCUUUGAGAACCUCUCAUACAGUGAAAUCAACUACGAUGAGAGAAGCCACCUGCAUGAUGCCUUCACUCAGAUGACCCACUCCCUUCAGGAGAUGGCGGCUGCCCAGUGGUCCUUUCUGGUUGCCUUUCCUGAUGCCGUGGAGAAAAUGAAGAAUGUUAUUAUUCAGCUUAAAGAAGUCCAGGCCUGCAUCCCUCCCUGCGGACUCCAGGAAGCCUCCCGGCGUUUCCGCUGCCGCGGCUGCUACUCCACCGUCUGCGACCUCCCGCUGGACUGCCCAAUUCAGGACGUGACGGUGACCCGGGGUGGUCAGGCUAUGUUUUCUUGCGCUGUGAACUUCUCGCUUCCAAAGGAGGAGAUCACCUAUUCCUGGAAGUUCGCAGAAGGAGGUCUCCGGACUCAGGACGUGACCUACUUCCGAGAUGUGCCACGAGCCGAAGGAUACCUGGCGCGGAUCCGGCCGGCGCAGCCCACGCACCAGGGGACCUUCUCCUGCGUGAUUAAGCACGACCAGCGCCCCCUUGCGCGGCUCUAUUUCUUUCUUAAUGUGACGGGCCCGCCUUCGCGCGGGGAGACCGAGCUCCAGUUCAAGUUUCGGGAAGUGCUGCUGUGGGCUCCGCGGGACGCGGAGAUGAUCGAGCCCUGGAGACCCAGCCUGGGAGAGCUGCUGGCCAGGCCCGAAGCUCUGACGCUGAAAAACCUGUGUCUGCUCGCGGCUGCCGCGGCCUUCGCAUCAGCGAGUGCGAUGCUGCUGAUUUGGAUGUUCUUUCGAUGGUACUUUAGCGGCAACUAA